AUGGCAUUUUUGAGAGUCAACAUAAUAGGUUUUGUAAUUAUUUUAAUAAAAGGUCUAACAAUCACAUUCUCUGAAGAAUCAAAAUACAAGUUCUUGGGUAACUUUCAUACAGAUAAUCUUUUUGAGGAUGGAGAUUUCAUUCUUGGUGGACUGUUCCCUUUACACUUUAGGGCAGACCCAGAUCUUUUACCUUUUGAUGCUAAACCCAAGCCAUCCUCCUGCAGUGAGUACAGUCCACGAGGAUUUCGCUGGAUGCAAACAAUGAUUUUUGCUAUAAAGGAAAUUAAUGCAAGACAAAAUUUUCUUCCUAAUUUUACAAUUGGUUAUAGAGUGAUGGAUAGCUGUGACCACAUACUGACAUCCUUAAGGAGUGCUCUUGUACUUCUUAAUGGGCAGGACGAAUCUGUGGAUAAUUACACAUGUGUAGGCAAUGGGCACCCAGCCACACAAGCAAUUAUUGGAGAUGCAGGAUCGUCUCGAUCUGUAGCUGUUCUAAGGACUAUUGGACAUUUCCGGAUUCCUUUGGUCAGCUAUUUUGCCUCCUGCAAUUGUUUAAGUGAUAAGCUUGAGUUUCCAUCAUUUAUGAGAACAAUUCCAAGUGAUGCUUUCCAAAUAAAAGCCAUUGUUAGGAUGGUCAAACACUUCAAAUGGACCUGGGUUGGAGCCAUCGGGUUGGACACUGAUUAUGCCCGUUUUGGAAUUCAGCUGUUUGUUGAAGAAGCCAAAAGGUCAGGUGUGUGUGUUGCUUAUGCUGAGUUUUUUCCAACCACCUAUAAGAGGGAGCGGAUCCUUGAGGUUGUGGACAUAAUCAGGAGCUCUUCAGCUAAAGUGGUCUUGGGCUUCACAGGUGAAGGUGAACUGAUACCCAUCCUGGACGAAUUUAAACGACAGAAUAUCACUGAUAUUCAGUGGAUAGCAAGUGAAGCCUGGGCUACAGCAACAUUACUAUGGUCUGAAUAUCGGGAGUUAUUAAUUGGGACAAUAGGUUUUGCCAUCAGGAAAGGUGAUAUUCCAAGUUUAAAAAGUUUUUUAACAAGGAUACGUUUAUCUGAAGCAUAUUCAUUACCCUUUAUUGCUGAAUUUUGGGAAGAGAUAUUUAAUUGCAAAUUAAAUAAUUCUUUGAAUUUACAUGCCCAUGCAUCAACUUCAAGAAAGCCAUGUACUGGACAUGAAGAUCUGAUGACAGUAGAGAACACAUAUACCGAUGUCACCCAGUUACGUGUCUCUUAUAAUGUCUACAAAGCAGUAUAUGCUGUUGCACAUGCACUUCGCAACAUGAAUGGGUGCAAAACUGGACAGGGACCCUUUGCAAACAAUUCAUGUGGAGAUAUUCGAAAUGUACUCCCGUGGCAGCUUUUACAUUACAUGAAGGAAGUUAACUUCACCACAUUUGGCCAGGAGGUCAGCUUUGAUAAAAACGGAGACCCAAUUGCUUCCUAUGAUCUGGUAAACUGGCAUGAGGGACCUGGUGGGUCUGUGCAGUUUGUUAAAAUGGGAUUUUAUGAUGCUGCUUUGGAAGGAGAACGUGAGCUAUUCAUAAAUGACUCCAUUAUAUUCUGGCAUGGAGGAAAACAGGCACCAGUGUCUGUUUGCAGUAACAGCUGCCUGCCUGGUUCAAGAAAAGCUCCUCGAAAGGGACAGCCUAGCUGUUGCUUUGAUUGUAUACCCUGUGCUGAUGGCGAGAUUAGCAACCAGACAGACUCUAUAGAAUGCUUUAAAUGUGCUUUGGAAGACUGGUCUAAUGAAGCUAGAGAUCGCUGUCUGCCAAAAAUAAUUGAGUUUCUGUCAUAUGAAGAUACAAUGGGGAUAACACUAAUGUUUAUUUCCAUCUUCGGUGCCUGUGUCACAAUAGCUGUUGCGAUUGUUUUUACCAUCUUCAGACAAACUCCGAUUGUGAGAGCAAACAACAUGGAAUUAAGUUUUCUUUUGUUGCUGUUUCUUGUUUUGUGUUUUCUAUGCCCUCUUGCCUUUAUUGGUGAACCGACAAACAUCUCUUGCUUUGUGCGUCACACUCUGUUUGGAAUCAGCUUUGCCCUGUGCAUUUCAUGCAUUUUAGGAAAGACAGUUGUUGUUCUUAUGGCUUUCAGGGCUACACUACCUGGAAAUAAUGUCAUGAAAUGGUUUGGACUUGCACAACAAAGAGCUAGUGUUUUCAUCUGUACUUCCAUUCAGAUUGUAAUUUGUAUUAUAUGGUUAACUACAAGUCCUCCGUAUGCUAUUCCAAACUCAAAGUUUCACAACUCAAAGAUCAUUCUAGAAUGUUCUGUUGGUUCAGCUUUUGGCUUCUGGUGUGUUUUAAGUUACAUUGGAUUUCUUGCAUCUAUGUGCUUUGUCAUUGCAUUUCUUGCUAGAAAACUCCCUGACAAUUUCAAUGAAGCCAAGUUCAUCACGUUUAGCAUGCUAAUAUUUUUUGCUGUCUGGAUCACAUUCAUCCCUGCCUAUAUAAGUACUCCAGGAAAGUACACAGUGGCAGUUGAACUUUUUGCAAUUUUAGCAUCUGCUUUUGGUUUACUGUUCUGUAUAUUUGCUCCUAAAUGUUAUAUAAUUUUGUUUAAACCACAGAAAAAUACAAAGAAACACAUGUUGGGAAAAGGCAAUGUAAACAGUAUAAAGCAAAGGGGAUGA
This is a messenger RNA of Polypterus senegalus (gray bichir), 2625 nucleotides long. RefSeq names its product extracellular calcium-sensing receptor-like. Gene Ontology annotation, biological process: G protein-coupled receptor signaling pathway. Gene Ontology annotation, molecular function: G protein-coupled receptor activity. Gene Ontology annotation, cellular component: membrane. The transcript has 6 exons. The record is from RefSeq and is a predicted model, not a curated record. Bases 1 to 2625 code for a protein of 874 amino acids. NCBI's taxonomy places the organism in Eukaryota, Metazoa, Chordata, Cladistia, Polypteriformes, Polypteridae.